AUGGACGAGAUAAUAACUGUUGCUCAACGUGUGCAAGGAGCACUCACUUGGCUAGGCGAAAUUGAUCUCCAUCUUCCGCACAUUGCAGUUGUGGGUGCUCAAUCUGUUGGGAAAUCCUCGGUUUUGGAGGCCCUAGUAGGUAGAUCAUUCCUACCAAAGGGCAUCGGCAUUGUUACCCAACGACCCCUAAUACUACAACUAAGACAUGAUGCUAGUGGUAGGGAAUUCGGCGAAUUUGCCCAUUGUAGAGGCAAGAUUUUUGAAAAUUUUUCCAACAUUCGAGAAGAAAUCAAAAAGGAGACAAUUAGGGUUACGGGGAAAUCUAAAAACGUAUCCCCUAUUCCAAUUUAUCUCAAAAUUUCAUCACCUAAAGUUGUAGAUCUUACACUCAUCGAUUUACCUGGCAUAACAAAGGUGCCUAUAGGAGAUCAGUCAAAUGAUAUCGAAACCAAGAUCCGUGAAAUGAUUUUAGAGUAUAUUUCAAAGCCCAAUUGUAUAAUUCUGGCACUUUCUGCAGCGAAUACUGACUUGGCGACAUCAGAUAGUCUUAAAUUGGCCAGAGAGGUAGACCCCGAUGGAAACAGAACUAUUGGCGUUAUCACAAAAUGUGAUACUCUAGAAGAUGGUAAAGCUGCACUAGAUGCUUUACUGGGUCAAGUUUAUAGGCUCGAUAAGGGGUUCGUAGGCGUUGUAUGUAAAGGGGAAGAGUCAGAUGAUUUAUCUUUAUCACUAAUCAAUGAGCAGAAGUUCUUCAGCACUCAUCCUGUGUAUAGUAAUCUUGGAGGUAAGUGUGGUAUUAAAUAUUUGGCUUCACUGCUAAAUAAGAUUUUACUGCAGUACAUAAGAGAUUCACUACCAAUUAUCAAGACCAAAAUCAUUGCUACGAUACAGGAAAAAGAAGCAGAACUUUUCACUCUUGGCGGAUUUACUCAUUUCUCAUCGGAUAAACCAGCUGAAUGCAUACUACAUUAUUUCUCAAAGUUCUCACAUACACUAAAAGAUACAAUACAGGGUAAAAUAUCCCCUAAACAUUUAACCAACCAACUUUUUGGAGGCGCCCGUAUAUACUUCAUCUUCAAUGAUAGCUUUCUUAAGACCAUAAAUAGCUUUGAACCCUUAACGGGUCUUGAUGAUUUGGAAAUUAGAGCAGCAAUAAGAAAUUCAACUGGUCCAUGUCCUGCUUUAUUUGUUCCCGAAAUCGCAUUUGAAAAUCUUGUAAAGAGGCAAAUUAGACUACUAGAACUCCCCUCAUUGCAGUGUGUAGACCAAGUUUACGAUGAAAUGCUGAACUUAGUGGAUUCAUGCUACAUACCAGAACUGACACGCCUGGUAAAUAUGAGGUUGAAGAUAUUGGAUGUCAUAAAAAACUUUCUCCAUUCUUGUGUGGAACCAACAAAGCAUAUGAUUAGGAACUAUCUAGCGGUGGAGUUGUCCUAUAUCAACACAAACCAUCCAGACUUUCUUAGAAACUCUGCAAUACUUGAGGCUUAUAAUGGUGAACGAGUGCCCGUUAAAAAUGAUAAAAAUGAUAAAUUAACAACUCGAGUUGAAUCUAUGAGGCAAAAUUCUUUUAUGGGUUACUCGGACUCCUUUAAGGGGAACUAUAGCCGUGCUAAUGGAUCUAUAUCAUCUGGCUCGACCGAUGACAAAUCUAAACAAGUUGCCCGUAAACUUUGGCUCCCUGACAUCCCAAGAUCUGUAGUCUGCGGGAAUGAUCCAUCCGAGCGUGAUGUUGUAGAAGCAGAAUUGAUUAAAGCUUUAAUAGAAUCAUAUUUUUGCAUUGUGAGAAAGUCGGUGGCUGACUUUGUCCCCAAGUGCAUUAUGCACUUUAUGGUAAAUAAGGCUACGGAAUGUGUCCAACAGGAGCUGAUUACCACGUUGUACAAACCAGAAUUGUUUAAGGAUCUGAUGACCGAAUCACAGGAUAUAAUAAAUGCGAGGAACAAGUGCCAAUCUUUCCUAGAAUCACUCAAGCAGGCACUUUCAGAUAUAAACAAUGUCAUUUGA
Babesia microti strain RI is the source of this 2007-nucleotide messenger RNA. Its product is annotated as dynamin GTPase. Gene Ontology annotation, molecular function: GTP binding; GTPase activity; microtubule binding. The record is from RefSeq and is a predicted model, not a curated record. Bases 1 to 2007 code for a protein of 668 amino acids. NCBI's taxonomy places the organism in Eukaryota, Apicomplexa, Aconoidasida, Piroplasmida, Babesiidae. The transcript has a single exon. Gene Ontology annotation, cellular component: membrane; microtubule; cytoplasm.